AUGGAUUGUUCGGGCGAUGCACUUGGUCGGAUGCAGAUUUCAUCCGCCAUAGUAAAGCCGGAUCGAUCGAUCAGUCGCGAUCAAGAAUUCCUGCUUGUGCCCCGGUUGGCUGAGACUGUCUGUGUGACAUGCUGCUUGAAUCUCUUGAUGCAGAUUGCUGAUUCCCGACCGUGCAAUAGUGUAUGGUAUGACGCCUUGGUUGUCCGACCGUCAAAUAGAUCAUCUGAUUGUUUUGAGAUCUGUGCUGACAGUUUUGACAGACAAAGCUCACUGAAGCCCCACUUAUUCCUUAAAUGGAUUCAUUUGAAUGAUCCAGUCGAGGAGUUCGAGUGGGAGGAUGUCUCGGAACGGAUCGAGGUCGGGAGUCCUGACCCUAAUACAGAGGAAGGAGAAGAUUCCGAACGGAACGUCGAGUGGGAGGUUCUUCUUUUCUCCCUGAACAGGACCGACGACGAUUCUGUCUUCGUUGAAGACCGGGAGGGUUUUGCCUAUGCUUCUGAAUACGAGCUUUCGUUCGAACAAUUAGGUGGUCAUGGCGGAUCGGAAUGGAUGAAGGGCGGACGACCUGCGGCAAAAUCCGUGGUUGAAAACCUCCCUUCUGUACUGUUAACGGUGGAAGAUGUUGCUGAGAAGAAUACCAAUUGCGCGGUCUGCAAAGAUGAGAUAUCUCUUUCGGAGGAGGUGAAGCGGCUUCCAUGCUUGCACCAUUACCAUGAGUGUUGCAUUGUGCCUUGGCUGAUAAUGCGGAAUACUUGUCCCUUGUGUCGACAUGAAUUGCCUUCCACCGAUACCAGUGAUGCUGCCAUCGUCGGUGAGGAGGAAUAAUCUCAAACUAGAUAUGAAUUUGAAACUCUGCAAGCUACUUUGAGAUGUUGCAGUGUUCUGAGGCGAUGAAGGUUAGAAGUUUUUUGCUUUAUUUCGUUCAUGUAUUAAGGUUUUUUUUUUCCUUUUGAUUUCCGUGCCAGAAAUGCUGGGUGUCACCUAAUAAUUAGUUUCAGAAAUCAAGAAAUUUGUAUUGCAUCUGAAUACGAUAUAUGAAUAAGAUGAGCACCACAAUCAAUUUUUUUUCUUCUGCUUGUAAAA
Phalaenopsis equestris is the source of this 1083-nucleotide messenger RNA. RefSeq names its product E3 ubiquitin-protein ligase CIP8-like. The record is from RefSeq and is a predicted model, not a curated record. Gene Ontology annotation, cellular component: cytoplasm. The transcript has 2 exons. Gene Ontology annotation, molecular function: ubiquitin protein ligase activity. The coding region runs from base 1 to 825 and encodes 274 amino acids. Gene Ontology annotation, biological process: protein ubiquitination. NCBI's taxonomy places the organism in Eukaryota, Viridiplantae, Streptophyta, Magnoliopsida, Asparagales, Orchidaceae.